AUGGCGGCUCAUACAGCAUACUGGGCUGCUGUUCUUUUCCUCUCCCUAAUUGGGGUUUGGGGCUUCCCCACCGGUCCGGUAUUUAAUCGCGACCCAGUUUGUGGCUACAAGUCAUGUCCGGCGACACAGCCCAGCAUGCUGAACGUUCACCUGAUCCCGCAUACGCACGACGAUGUCGGCUGGCUUAAGACUGUGGACCAAUACUUCUAUGGAGAUCGUAAUGAAAUUCAGCAUGCAGGGGUUCAGUAUAUCUUGGACUCUGUGGUGGAGCAGUUGCAAAAAGACCCAGCACGACGUUUCAUCUAUGUUGAAACCGCCUUCUUCUACCGCUGGUGGAGGAGGCAAAACCAGGCCACGCGUAAAAUUGUCACCCAACUUGUCAACGAGGGACGUCUUGAGUUUAUAAAUGGAGGCUGGUGUAUGAGUGAUGAGGCUACCACACAUUACAGUGCUGUUAUUGACCAGAUGACUCUGGGACUGCGUUUCCUAAACGACACGUUUGGGGAGUGCGGCCGUCCCCGCGUUGCCUGGCACAUUGACCCCUUUGGUCAUGCCCGUGAACACGCCUCAAUGUUUGCCCAGAUGGGUUUUGAUGGCUUCUUCUUUGGCCGACUGGACUAUCAGGACAAGGGGCGUAGGAUAAGGACCAAAGAAAUGGAGAUGUUAUGGAGGGCCAGUGACACGCUGACCCCGCCCACUGCUGACCUCUUCACUGGAAUCCUUCCCAAUGGUUACAACCCUCCUGAUGGCUUCUGCUGGGACCAGUCUUGCAGUGACGCACCAAUCCGUGACGACCCGGAUCUAGAGGACUACAACGUGGACCAAAUGGUGUUCAAGUUUCUAGAAGUUGCAGAGUCUCAGGCAACUUGGUACAAAACCAAUCACAUCGUCAUGACCAUGGGCUCAGACUUCCAGUAUGAGAAUGCUAACAUGUGGUACAAGAACAUGGACAAACUCAUCCACUACGUCAAUGCCCAGCAGUCCAAUGGCAGCAGGGUGAACGUGCUGUACUCCACUCCUUCUUGUUACCUCCAGGAGCUACACAGAGCCAACCUCACCUGGCCACUGAAGACUGAUGACUUUUUCCCUUAUGCCGAUGCUGCACAUGACUUUUGGACCGGUUACUUCACCAGCCGCCCAGCACUGAAACGCUACGAGCGAGAGAGUAACAGUCGCCUGCAGACCUGCAACCAGCUGGAGGUCCUCGGUGGUCCGAAAUCAAGGAGAGGCCCCCACGGUGAAGGCGACAGUGACACUAUGAGAAAGGCGAUGGCCGUAGCCCAGCACCACGACGCCGUGUCAGGCACAGAGAAACAGCACGUUGCCUAUGACUACGCCAGGAGGCUGGCCACAGGCUGGGCCCAUUGUGAGGUGCUGGUCAGUAACUCAUUGGCUGUGCUCAGUGGAUCUGAUGCUCCGCGAAUUUACUGUGAGGGUCUUAAUAUCAGUGUGUGUCCCCUUACAGAGAGCAGCCAAAAGUUCACUAUGACUGUGUAUAACCCUCUGGGACGAGCUGUGACCUGGUCAGUGAGACUGCCAGUCAAUGGAACUGCAUACAGUGUCAUAGAUCCAAGAGGAAAAAGUGUGGCCUCUGAGGUGAUUCCGGUAUCUAAGGCCACCCAGCUGAUCAGGAGGGACAGGGGCUAUGCCAUGUAUGAGCUUGUGUUCCAGGUUCAGGCCCCUCCUAUGGGCUUUAGCACUUACUCCAUCUCCAUGCUUCAGACCGGGCCUCCAGCAGCCUCACCCAAGUUCAGAGCUCCUCGCACCAUCCAGAACAAGUAUCUGAAGGUGACCUUUGAUCCCGACACCGGUCUUCUGACUAGCUUGAGUAACCUUGAGACUCUGCAGACCAUCAAGCUGAGCCAGAACUUCUACUGGUACAAUGCCAGUGAUGGAAAGAACAAAGAUAGUGAUCAGCCAUCAGGGGCUUACAUCUUCAGACCCAACUCCUCUACACCCUUCACCGUGAGCAAGACCGCUAAGAUAGAGACUGUACAGAACGGGGUGGUUCAGGAGGUGAAGCAGUGGUUCAGUCCCUGGAUUUCCCAGGUGGUGCGUCUGUAUGAGGACAGCAGGGAACUGGAGCUGGAGUGGACUGUUGGACCGGUGCCAGUAGACGAUGACCUGGGAAAAGAAGUCAUCACUCGUCUGGACACCGACAUCUUGUCCUCCGGCUAUUUCUACACUGACUCCAACGGACGGGAGGUCCUGGAGCGGCGGAGAGACUUCCGACCGACGUGGGACCUCUUUCAAUCUGAGCCAAUAGCAGGCAACUACUAUCCAGUGAACUCUCGUGUUUACAUCAAGGAUGAUGCAAAUCAACUGACAGUGGUGACAGAUCGGUCACAGGGAGGAAGCAGCAUCCUCAACGGAUCACUGGAAAUCAUGCUGCACAGACGGCUGUUGUAUGAUGACAACCGCGGCGUGGGGGAACCCCUGUCUGAGCCUGGAGAGAACGAGAACGGCCUGGUGGCCCGUGGACGCCUGCUACUGAGCCUCAGUAAACCCGCCACUGCUGCAGACACACACAGACCCCUCGCCCAGUCUAUGGUGCUUCAGCCUCUACUCUCCUUCCAACAAGGAACUCUGCACCCCAACACUAAACUGGAGUUUUCUGGGCUGCAGGCUGCGCUGCCCCCUGCUGUCCAUCUGCUGACAGUGUCUCAGUGGGAGAAGGAUUUAGUGUUACUCAGACUGGAGCAUCAGUUCCAAGCCAAGGAGAGCAAGACAUACUCUCAGCCAGUCACAGUCAACCUGCAGAAGCUCUUCUCUACUCUUGACGUACUGGGGGCAUCUGAAAUGAGUCUGGGGGCGAACCAGUGGAAAGAUGAGAUGAGUCGUCUAGACUGGAAAACUUCGGGGGGUGAGAAUAUGAAACCCCGGAAAGGAAUGAAAGGAACAGGAGAUGCCGUACCAUGGGAGGUGACACUAAAUCCAAUGGAGAUCCGCACAUUCCUGCUCCGAGUCCAACAGAGAUAGUUAGCUGCAGUUGACAACCUUACGACGGCCAAUCAAUUUCCAACAAUCAGCCAAUCGUAUCAGAUUCUCUCAUGUGACAUAAACUCUCUGAUCUGUUUAACAGUUCUGUAGCACACCAGCACCAAUGCAAUUCAUUCAGUUGUGUAGCUGGCUGGCAUCCCAGCUUCCUACAGGUCAAACUAAAAUCUUAUACCGCAGGAUGUCAAAGAUUCUCCGUCAAUGGGUUCUUGUUCGCUGAACACGUUUUAACACAGUUCCGGAAGAAGAUGGAUUAAUGUUCAGUUUCUCUCUCU
Messenger RNA from Chanos chanos (milkfish), 3272 nucleotides. RefSeq names its product mannosidase, alpha, class 2B, member 1 (gene man2b1). The record is from RefSeq and is a predicted model, not a curated record. Lineage: Eukaryota; Metazoa; Chordata; Actinopteri; Gonorynchiformes; Chanidae. Gene Ontology annotation, cellular component: lysosome. Gene Ontology annotation, molecular function: carbohydrate binding; alpha-mannosidase activity. The transcript has 23 exons. The coding region runs from base 1 to 2979 and encodes 992 amino acids. Gene Ontology annotation, biological process: mannose metabolic process.